Doryrhamphus excisus (bluestripe pipefish) is the source of this 2116-nucleotide messenger RNA. It is a transcript of the gene gmpr, whose product is annotated as guanosine monophosphate reductase. Gene Ontology annotation, cellular component: GMP reductase complex. Lineage: Eukaryota; Metazoa; Chordata; Actinopteri; Syngnathiformes; Syngnathidae. The record is from RefSeq and is a predicted model, not a curated record. Gene Ontology annotation, molecular function: GMP reductase activity. Gene Ontology annotation, biological process: nucleotide metabolic process.
GUGAAGGCCCAAAUAAAGCCAUGGGGGCCGGGGCUGGGCAGCGCCCCCCUUUGCUAUAAAUACACUGGCUGCCUGGAGGUUCGGAUUUGGUGGUUUGGGCUCCAGACCAGGGACCACCGCCACCUUGAUCAGUUCCUCUGCAGCAGCAGCAGCCUUCCUCAAGAGGGUCCCCAGUGCCUGUUCCUCCUCCUCAUCAUCAUCAUCACCAUCACCACCACCCUCCUCCUCCAGGAUGCCUCGUGUGGACGCAGACCUCAAGCUGGACUUUAAGGAUGUCCUCUUCAGGCCCAAACGGAGCAGCUUGAAGAGUCGCUCAGAGGUGGACCUUCAGAGGACUUUCACAUUCCGGAACUCCAAGCAGAGCUACUCCGGCGUCCCCAUCAUCGCCGCCAACAUGGACACCACGGGCACCUUUGAGAUGGCGCAAGUGCUCAGCAAACACACUCUCUUCACAGCCAUUCACAAGCACUACACCGUGGACCAGUGGAAGAACUUUGCUGCUGAUCACCCAGAUUGCUUAGAGCACAUAGCCGCCAGCUCGGGCAGCAGCGGCGCCGACCUGGAGAAGCUGUGCGCCAUCGUGGAGGCCGUGCCCGCUCUCAAGUACAUCUGUCUGGACGUGGCCAACGGAUACUCUGAGUACUUUGUGGACUUUGUCAAGACCGUACGGGGGAAGUUCCCAAAACACACCAUCAUGGCUGGCAACGUGGUGACGGGCGAGAUGGUGGAGGAGCUCAUCCUGUCUGGUGCUGACAUCAUCAAAGUGGGAAUCGGGCCAGGGUCAGUGUGCACCACCAGGAUCAAGACGGGCGUCGGGUACCCCCAGCUGAGCGCCGUCAUCGAAUGCGCCGACUCCGCCCACGGCCUCAAAGGACACAUCAUCUCAGAUGGAGGAUGCAGUUGCCCUGGAGACGUAGCCAAAGCCUUUGGUGCUGGCGCAGACUUUGUGAUGAUGGGCGGGAUGCUAGCGGGCCACGACCAAUGCUCCGGAGAGCUCAUCGAGAAGAACGGCAAAAAGUACAAGCUGUUCUACGGCAUGAGCUCGGAUACCGCCAUGAAGAAAUACGUGGGCGGGGUGGCCGAGUACAGGGCGUCCGAGGGCAGGACGGUGGAGGUUCCCUACAGGGGCGAUGUGGAGAACACCAUCCGGGACGUGCUGGGGGGUCUGCGCUCCACCUGCACCUACGUGGGCGCCGCCAAGCUGAAGGAGCUGAGCCGCAGGACCACCUUCAUCAGAGUCACGCAGCAGUCCAGCCAGAUGUUUGUCUAAGUGUUUACGUGUGCAGACGUACAGGGAGGAGGAACACCUGCAAACUUCAUCUCAGGAGAUCUUUUCCAGCUCACUGACACGUCGCUUAUGUAACGCUGCACCGAUGAUGCAAUGACGUGGCCUUUUGCAGACGACUGUGAAACAUGAACUUACAUAGCAUGUACGCUAAAGACACCAAAGGCCUGAAAAAUCCUGCUGUGGAGUUCUCCAAAGGUUCUUCAUCUGCGAAUCCAAUGCAAACUUCUUUGCAAUGCGGCGGGAGAUUUGGUGACAAUAAAUAAACUGCAUCAUUUUGCCCGCCUCGUUAUAUCCCCCUCGUUAUAUCCUCGUUAUGUCCCCUUUUUCCUCAUCUCCAAACAGGCAGGAUGAGGGUUCACUCUGUGCACUGCUUCCAGCACCUUGGCACAUUUGUUCCAAAGAGCAACAGCAUGAACGGAGUGAGCCCUUUUGUCAGCAACACAAUAUAUGGCCGUAUACGUUUUCAUUCUGUUUUUCAUCAAAUUAAUGUUCAAAUCUCGCCUCAUCGCAUAGCCCCAAUCUUCAUCGUCUGGUCCCGUCUGGUGAUACGAUAUUGGGACAUACUAUACGGUACAUGGGGUCCCGUCUGGUGAUAAGAUAUUGGGACAUACUACGGUACAUGGGGUCCCGUCUGGUGAUACAAUUUUGGGAGGGGUCCCGCCUGGUGAUAUGAUAUUGGGACAUACUACAUUACAUGGGGUCCCAUCUGGUGAUACAAUAUCGGGACAUACUAUGCAGUACUUGGGGUCCCGUCUGGUGAUAGGAUUUUGGGAGGGGUCCCGUCUGGUGAUACGAUAUUGGGACAUACUACAGUAUGUACAUGGGGUC